This is a messenger RNA of Eimeria necatrix, 3840 nucleotides long. RefSeq lists its product as hypothetical. Bases 1 to 3840 code for a protein of 1279 amino acids. Lineage: Eukaryota; Apicomplexa; Conoidasida; Eucoccidiorida; Eimeriidae. The record is from RefSeq and is a predicted model, not a curated record. The transcript is spliced from 3 exons.
AUGUGCGCGGGCAUGCUGCGGUGUUCGGUUCAUCGAGCUGUCGAGGCCUCACACAAUAGCAGCAGCAGCAGCAGCAGCAGCAGCAGCAGCAGCAGCAGCAGCAGCAGUAGCAGCACAGCUGCUGCGGCUGUAUUAGGCGAGCGGCUGCGUUUGUUUGAUUUGUUAAUUUGCUCAAAAGAACCAACUUGCUGCAGCAGCAGCAGCAGCAACAGCAGCAGCAGCAGCAGCAGCAGCAGCAGCACCACGCGGGCGAUCCCUCGAUCCCGCCCAGAGCAGCCUGGCCUUUGUGGGGCCCCAGCAGCAGCACAGCUGCAGCAGGGCUUUGCUGCUGCAGCAGGCCUUGAUCGAUCGCGGAGUCGAAGCCCGGCCAGCAGCAGCAGCAGCAGCAGCAGCAGCAGCAGCAGCGGCAGCAGGAGCAGCAGCAGCAGCCAGUGGGCGGCAGUUGCAAGGCCAGCAGCAGCGCCUGGAACAGCAGCAGCAGCCACAGCCGCUGCUGCAGCAGCUAGCAGCAGCCACACCCGCGUCAGCAGCAGCAGGCGAAGCAGCCGCAGCCGCUGGCAGCCUUGCAACCGCAGCAGCAGCAGCAGCAGCAGCAGCAGCAGCAGGCAUAGCAGUGAUGCACUCAACAGCAGCAGCAGCAAGGAGCCACUGCGGCUAGAGGGAGACAGCAGCAACCGGAAUUGUCUCCUUUUGUUGCUGAAGAUUUGCUGCUGCCGCAGCUGCUGCAGCUGCAGCAAUGAGGCUUCGUGCGUCUCCAUUCCCUGCUGCGCAGCAGCAGCAGCAACGGCGUUCUCGGAGUCGGGGCCCGUGAGCAGCCCCACAGUCGAUCCCGAUCCCGCUCCCGAUCCCGCUCCCGAUCCCGAGCUGGAGGAGACAAAAGGGGUUUGGGUCCGGAGGGGUGUGGGGUUGCUGCAGCAGGAGGGGGGGCCCCCCAGUUUUGCUGCUGAGGGGGGCCCCCCAAGUGUCUCCAAGUACGGGGUGGCUUCGCUGCUGGUGUUUGUUGCUGCGCUGCUGCUUGCUGCUGCUGCAGUGCAGCAGGAAAUAAAGCUGAGCAACGCGGAGGGUUUGCUGGAGGCGGAGCAGCAGCAGCAGCAGGACUUGGAGGAGCAGACGGGGCGGUUUGCUGCAGCACGAGAUGCUGCUGCUGCUGCUGCUGCUGAGUUCCGGCGGGAGACGGAGGCGCUGGAGCAGCAGCAGGGCGGGCAGGUGCUGCUGCUGCAGCAGCUGCAGCAGAAGAUCGCAGCAGCAAACAGCGAAGCCACCGCGCUGCGGCAGGCCCCCGCAGACUCCGUUGCUGCUGCUGCUGCAGCAGCAGCAGCAGCAGCAGAAGUGAAGAAGGCCAGCCUGCAGCUGCAGCUGGCGCGGAAAGCCAGGGACGAGGCGCAGCUGUCGCUGCAGCAGCUGCUGCUGCUGCAGCAGACGCCAGCAGCAGCAGCAGCAGCGGCGCUGCAGCAGCUCCAGGCCGAGAGACUCCGCCUCGAAAAAGAAGAAGCCCGCCUCGAUGUCUGUCUCCUCGGAAAGGAGACAGAAGAUAAAGAGACUUUUAUUUCUUUGAAGCAGCAGCAGCUGCACUUGGUGGAGAUGGAAGCAGCAGCAGCAGAAGAGGAGCUGCGGGAGUGGGCGGAGGAGACGCAGCGGGCGCGGGGCGAGCUGCAGCGGGAGGCAGCAGCAGCUGCUGCUGCGCUGCAGCAGCUGCAGCAGCAGCAGCAGCAGCUCGCCGCCGAGACUGCUGCAGCAGCCGAGGAACUCGAGGAGACUCUCGAAAUCAAAAAGGAGACACUUGAGGAGAUCCAGGCCCUCGAGCUGCUGCUGGAUGCUGGAGUUGAGCAGCUGGUGAAGCUGCAGGACGCCCCCACAGUUUUGCUGCGGCGGCAGCAGCAGCUGCAGCAGGCUGCGCUGCUGCAGCAGCAGCUGCAGCAGGAGAUCGAGGGCCUCGUCGGCGCGGGCCCCGCCGCCGAGGCCGAGGCAGCAGCAGCAGCAGCAGCAGCAGCAGCAGCAGCUCAGGAGGCGCAGCAGCUCGCCCAGCUCGCCCCCGAGGAGCAGCAGCUGCUGCUGCUGCUGCAGCGCCGCCUGCUGCUGCUGCGGCAGCUGCGAGAAGCAGAAGCAGAAGCAGCUUUCUUCAGCGACAAGCCAGACAAGUUCAAACUUGCUGCUGCUCUCAACGGGCUCAUAAGGGCCCAGGCCGAAGCAGCAGUGGACGAGUUUGUGGGGCUGGAGGAGGCGGGAGGAGACGAUCCCGGGAUCGGCUCCGACGAUCCCAGCUCCGACGGAGACGAUCCCUUCUCCGACGGAGACGAUCCCAGCGCCGAAGACGAUCCCAGCUCCCAGGAAGACGAUCCCGCCUCCCAAGAAGACGAUCCCAGCUCCCAAGAAGACGAUCCCAGCCCCCACGGAGACGAUCCCGACGAUCCCAGCUCCCGGGGAGACGAUCCCAGCUCCCGCGGAGACGAUCCCAGCCCCAAGGGAGACGAUCCCAGCUCCAAGGGAGACGAUCCCAGCUCCGGAGGAGACGAUCCCGGGGCCGUGCACGACCCCGCGCUUGCUGCUGCUCGUGCUGCUGUUGCUGCUGCUCGGCAGCAGCUGGAGGAGAAGCAGCAGCGGAAGGAGACACUGGACGCGCUGCUGCUGCACCUGAAGCAGCAGCUGAGCGAGACGGAGCAGCAAAUAGAGAAGCAGCAGCAGCAGCUGGAGACGAUCCGGGAGCGGAACUUGGAGACGAUCCGGGACCCCACAGCAGCAGCAAUUGCCCGAGCUGAUGCUGUUGCUGCUGCGCUGCAGCACACAGAAAGAGCUGUGAAGCUGCUGCACCGCAGAGCAGCAAAAGCAAGGAGACGGCUGGAAGACAAAGCAGCAAAAGCAGCAGCAGCAGCAGCAGCAACAAACUUUGCUGCCAGCUUGACGGAAUACAUAGUGCAGCAGAAGCAAAAAGAAGAGGCCUUCUUGGUGGCUCUGGAUGUGCUGCUGCAGCAGCUCAACAGCUUGCGAGCAGCAGCAGCAGCAGCAAAAGAUGACCUGUCUCUAAUGAGGAGACAGGAGCGGCUGCUGGGCCUUCCUGUGGGGGAGUUGGAAGCAGCAGCAGCAGCAGGCGAGGCUUCGGAGCAGCAGCAGCAAGUCGUGCUGCUGCUGCAGCAGGAGACAGAAAAGGAGACACUGGAGCUGCAGCAGCAGCUGCGCGAAUGCAAGGAGACACAGGAGGGCCUCAGCAGCUGGCUGCAGGACUUGAGCGAGGCGCCGCAGGAGACCGAGCUGCUGCUGCUGCAGCAGGAAGCAGCAGCAGCAGCAGCACUGCAGCGCGAAAAGGCCCGGCAGCAGCACAUCGAAAAGCGUCUCCGAACUCUCGAAGAAAGAGCAGCAGCAAAUCUCAAACAAGAAGUUGCUGCUAUGUUUACGGAGGCGCUGCUGCUGCAGCAGCAGCGCCUCCGCAUGAUCUCCCCGCGGUGGCCCCCUGAGCAGCAGCAGCAGCAGCAGCAGCAGCAGCAGCAGCAGCAGCAGCAGCAGCGGAAGCUGCUGCGGGUGAUGCACAAGAUGCACCGGCAAGAAAUAAAAGAGGAGCUGAAUAGACUGAAGGACUUGGAAGCAGCAGCAAAAGCGUUGGAGGAUGAACUGUCUCCUUUUGUGUCUCCUCGGAGCCUGCCGGGGGCAGCAGCAGCAGCAGCAGCAGCAGCAGCAGAGGCGAAAGCAGCAGCAGCGCCCUUCCGCUUCCCAGAAGGCCGCAGCCACAGAUUUGCUGGCGAACAAGUGCAGCAAAGACCUGCUGCUGCAGAAAGGAGACAGUUGGAAGAUGGCUGGGUGGGGGAGACUUACAGAGUGGGCCUCAGGCUCCGCAAGGAAAGGGACUGA